AUGAGGGCCACUUCGAAUAAAGAUGCCGCACUGGAAGCAGCUAGACACAUGGGCCGCCUCAGCAAGCGAUUAAUCUUUUCAUACGUCCUCGACUGGAUAGUGAUUAUUGCGUUUGCUGGUGCUGGUGGGGCCCUCAGUGUCGUGAGUCCUCGACAUCGCCCAUUCUCGCUUCUCAAUCAGGAAAUCGCAUUCCCCUAUGUUCAUGAGACGGUGCCGAUUUGGAUGCUGGGUGUGGUGUGUUUGUUGGUUCCCGCAGGACUUAUCGGUCUAAUUACACUCAUUUUCGUCCCCGGAUCGCAUGCACGACGUACGGGAAACAGAGCGCAGACUAUUCGAUUGAAGCUAUGGGAGUUUGAGAAGGGACUGGCUGGAUUGUGCCUCUCGCUGGCUGUCUCUUUCUUCGUCACUCAAGGAGCAAAGAACAUGUUUGGAAAACCGAGGCCUAACAUGCUCGCACAUUGUCUUCCAGACCUCAAUGCCGUGUCUGAACACAUUGUCGGACAAUACGCCGGCCAAGACAUUAGUGCUAGCUGGGUUUUGGUCGACCAUGACAUCUGCACGCAAACCGACCGCAGCUUCCUAGACGACGGCUUUCGAUCGUUUCCCAGCGGACACUCUUCCUGGUCAUGGGCGGGUCUACUCUACCUCACACUCUUUCUCUGCUCCAAAUUCGCAAUCGCCAUUCCACAUCUCCCGGUCGUACCUGCCAGCAGCCCGCGGACCCGCCAGCCAGAGACCGACCACGAACUUCUACCACUCCAUGCAAACAGAGCGAGAGGCGAAUCCAUGGAAACCAAGCGCGAGUUCGAUGAUGCUGCCGAAGCUGUAACAGCCGCGGAUCCUCUGUCCGUGCGAAAUGCUGCUGCAGCUCCACCAAACUACCUCAUCAUUCCAGCACUCGCGCCUGUAGCGACCGCUGUGUGGAUUUGUUCUACACGAUACGCCGAGUUCUACCWUUUCGGCUUCGACAUCAUCUCUGGCAGUGUGAUUGGCAUUGUCUCGGCCUAUCUUUCAUUCAGAUGGUACCAUCUUCCGAUCUCGCGAGGACAGGGCUGGGCAUGGGGUGCUCGAAGCAAGAGCAGGGCCUUUGCGAUUGGUGUGGGUACUGGAGGUUAUGUUGGUGAUGAGGGUUGGCAUAAUGAGAAGCCUGUCUUGAGUAACGACACGACAACUAGGGCGUGGAAUCCGGAGCGAGCAGCAUGA
Messenger RNA from Ramularia collo-cygni, 1203 nucleotides. RefSeq names its product related to diacylglycerol pyrophosphate phosphatase. Lineage: Eukaryota; Fungi; Ascomycota; Dothideomycetes; Mycosphaerellales; Mycosphaerellaceae. Gene Ontology annotation, molecular function: phosphatidate phosphatase activity. Gene Ontology annotation, biological process: phospholipid metabolic process. The transcript is spliced from 3 exons. The coding region runs from base 1 to 1203 and encodes 400 amino acids. The record is from RefSeq and is a predicted model, not a curated record.